Molecule: messenger RNA, 6871 nt
Organism: Myripristis murdjan (pinecone soldierfish)
Lineage: Eukaryota; Metazoa; Chordata; Actinopteri; Holocentriformes; Holocentridae
Gene: rgs12b
Product: regulator of G protein signaling 12b
Exons: 19
Coding region: 362-4966 (1534 amino acids)
Biological process (GO): signal transduction; regulation of G protein-coupled receptor signaling pathway
Cellular component (GO): cytoplasm; nucleus; plasma membrane
Molecular function (GO): protein binding; GTPase activator activity
Source: RefSeq, a predicted model, not a curated record
CCGCUUAGUGCAUCUGUCAGAUAUGCUAGCGCACUCAGGUGUGAAGAACGCCUAUGAUCUGAAGCCAAACUUCCCAUUGGAUAGAGCUAUCCUGACUCCACCCUGUUCAGGUAACCUGGCCUGUGAACUGGGACAGAGUGACACCAGGAUGGGAGUGUUGGCAGGGCUGUGCCAGAGCUGAGGCUGUGCUCUCACCCAUCUGCUACAUUUAGGACAGCAGCUCAUUUUUUCAUUGCACCUUGACAAGAGGAGACACAUUGAAUAUGUCCUGUGUCAUUUCUUAAACAGAGCCUGCCUGCAGAAGUAUAAUGACUAACUGAAACUUUCUGGAUCAACGUAGAAAAGAAAGUUCCCCAGAACAAUGUUCAGGCAAUCAGAUGCAUCAUCCAAGAGACGUCCUUGUGGUGGAAGUGGGCUCAACUUAUCCCAACCUCCCCCAUCCUCCUCCAUCCAGCAGGGUCGUAUCCGGGCUGUGGAGGUGGCCCGAGGGAGGACGGGGUAUGGCUUCACACUGUCAGGCCAAAGCCCUUGUGUCCUCAGCUGCAUUCUCAAAGGGAGCCCUGCAGACUAUGUGGGUUUGCGUUCUGGAGACCACAUCCUCUCUGUCAAUGACAUCAAUGUCUCCAAGGCCUCGCAUGAGGAUGUGGUCAAAUUAAUUGGACGCUGCUCCGGUGUCUUGAAACUGGUCAUUGCUGAGGGAGAGCAUCACCGGCGACACCAUCAUCACCAGCGCACUGCUGGCAGUCGUCACCACAGCAGCGCUGCAAUGGCAGCUUCUUACCUGGACUCUUGCUCCAGUGAUGACGAGUUGGACAGCUUCCAUGACAACGGCAUUAACAACAACAACAAUAGCAGGCCGUGCUCUGGAUCCCGUGGGGGUUGGUACAAACCCAAACUGGAUUCUAAGCAGCUGGGCAUCAACCGGGCAGAGAAGGUGGUGGCCGAGCUGCAGUCCGGGGGAAUCUUCAAUAUGAUCUUUGAGAACUCCAGUCACUCCUCCAGCAGCUCAGACAAGGACAGGGCUGGGGUUACCUCCCCAUCCAAAUCACGUCCACUCUCUGAACCUGAAUUCCCUCCAUAUCGGACCUCCUCGCGGUCCCGGAGCAACCCCAACCUGCUCUCUGAGGAGGAGAUGGCCCGAGUUUUGAACGAUGACUCCGUCUUCCUGGACCCGGACUUCCGCCAUCUCCAUCUAUAUCACCCUGAAGAGCAUGAUGUGGAUGUUGGAGAGGGGGGCGACUUGGGCCUAGAGCCAAGCGAAGGCAUCCUCAAUGUGGGCAUGAUGGUGGGUUACCUGGGCUCCAUCGAGCUGGCCUCCACAGGAACAAGCCUAGAGAAUGACAGCCUGCAAGCCAUCAGAGGGAGCAUGAGGCGUCUCCGAGCGGAGCAAAAGAUCCACUCAUUGGUCCUCAUGAAGGUUAUGCAUGACAGUGUCCGUCUGUGCAGUGACAGAGGUCAGGUUCUGGCCACCUACCCUGCAGAGAAAUUAGCCUUCAGUGCCUGCUGUCCCGAUGACAGACGCUUCUUCGGACUGGUCACCAUGCAGGCCACGGAUGACCAUGAUGAUCGUCAUUAUGGCAGUGGACGAGAGGAAGGAGAGGGUGGAUUGAGGACUUCAUGUCACGUGUUCAUUGUAGACCCAGACCUGUGUCACCACCAGGUCCAUUUGGGUGUGGCCAGGAGGUUUGGCUUUGAGUGCACCCCUGAUCCAGACACAGGGGGCUGCCUGGAGUUCCCCCCCACUUCCCAGCCUCUUCUCCAAUUUGUGUCUGUCCUCUACCGCGACAUGGGGGACAACAUUGAGGGUGUGCGGGCCCGGGCCUUCCACGAUCCAGACAAUGAUGCCCAGCAGAACCACAGCACAAGCAGCAACAGUGAUAGCGGAAUAGGCAAUUUUUUGCCUGAGGAGAAGAAUAACAGAGUACUAUUGGUGGACCUCGGUGGUCCUCCUAACCAUAUCUCUGGGCCACGCCACUGGGACAGCCCUCCCCCGUCACAGCAGGCCUGGAGCCCCACCCAAGGAGCCACAGCCUCACACCCGCCUCCCCCUCCACCGCCUCUUAGGAACGGCCACUACCGCCACGAACCGCACCUGGCUGACCUCCCUCACCCUCUCCCCUUGUCCCACCCCUCUCAUUCUGACGUCUCUGGUAGGCACUCACGAGGGAUGCACCCACACCAGCACCACUACUCGCCUGGGAGGCGGGGAGGAGCUGUCGGGGGUGGAGACAAAAGAGGAGGAGGAGGAGUAGUGGAGCAGCAGCGCUGGCUUCCAGUCCACGUGUUGAGAGACUGGCGUCAGCAGCACCACCACCACAGCCACCUUCAGGGCCUCAGCAGUGACCAGGAGUCUUAUGCAGAGUCCACUGACGGAUGGUCCUCGGCCAACUGCAGCACCCUGCCCCCACCCAUGAACAAGAUCCCAGCCGACCGCUACCGGGCCCCGCUGGCUCCCGGAGACCACCUGCCACCACCAGGAGGGAGCCAGCCUCCUCCCACACAUCCCCACUCCCACACACACAGGCUGGCUGCUCAGAAAGACGAGUGGGCUAAGAAGCUUUUUGGUGCUGGGGACAGGGACAGGGACAGGGAGAGGCCUGGAGCAGAGAGAGGAGAAAGAGAGAAGAAACGAGGCGGUGCCAAGCAAGGAGAGAAAAAGGGUGGCCGAUUCCGCGGUCUGACCAUGGGCUUCCCUCCUCUCUCUCAGCGCUCCUCAGCCAGACGCUCCUUCGGACGCUCCAAGCGCCUCAGCCUGGCCCGCUCCCUGGAUGACCUGGAGUCUGCUGCAGUCUCCGAUGGAGAGCUUAACAGCGUGGAGCUGCAGGGCUGCGGCAGUGACAACAGUCUGAACAGUAACGCCAGCCUGCCCAGUGUCCAGAGCCACCGGCGCCACACCGAGAGGAGAGUGGCCAGCUGGGCCGUCUGCUUCGAGAGGCUGCUGCAGGACCCCGUGGGAGUCCGCUACUUCUCGGAGUUUCUAAAGAAAGAGUUCAGCGAGGAGAAUAUCCUGUUCUGGCAGGCCUGUGAGUUCUUCAGUCAUGUCCCCGAGAAUGACAAGAAGCAGCUCUCUCAGCGGGCCAGGGAGAUCUACAACAGCUUCCUGUCCAGUAAGGCCACAACACCGGUCAACAUUGAUAGCCAGGCCCAGCUCGCUGACGACAUCCUCAACGCCCCUCGGCCUGACAUGUUCAAGGAGCAGCAACUGCAGAUCUUCAACCUGAUGAAGUUUGACAGCUACACACGGUUCCUCAAGUCUCUGCUGUACCAGGAAUGUAUGCUGGCUGAAGUGGAGGGCCGGCCUCUACCAGACCCCUACCACAUCCCCAGCAGCCCCACCUCCAAACACAGCACCACUGGCUCCGACCGCUCCAACCUCUCCACACCCAAGAAGGAGGACAAGAAGAGCAAGUCAGGCCGCUCUUUGAACGAGGACAGCAGGGAUGAUUCAGGGGACAGGAAGAAGGGCAUGUUCUUCUCCUGGUCCCGCAACAGAAGCUUUGGCAAAGGCCCCAAGAAACGAGACUUGGCUGACUUCAACUACAAUUUCUCAGGCAGCAAUGGCCGCCGCGAAUCCCAGGGUUCUCUGUCUUCUGGAGCCAGUCUGGAGCUCGGGACCUCGGGGUCGGGGAAGAACGAGGGUGAUGUGUCCCGCAGCUCAGUCUCAGUGUCAGCGGACCGCGGCGGUAGCUGUGUCCCCCUGAGGCAGUGUAACAUAAGCCUGCCGGAUGGCUCGUGCUGCUCGGUGCCACUGAGGGCUGGGGUGUCCAUCAGGGACCUGCUCCUGGGCCUCUGUGAGAAACUCUGUAUCAACCUGGCAGCCGUAGACCUCUUCCUUGUCGGAGGGGAGAAGCCUUUGGUUUUGGACCAGGACUGUAUGACGCUGUGCUCUCGGGACCUCAGACUAGAGAAGCGCACUCUCUUCAGACUGGACUUGGUUCCGAUUAACCGUUCGGUGGGCCUGAAAGCAAAACCCACCAAGCCGGUGACUGAGGUCCUUCGGCCUGUGGUGGCCAAGUAUGGCCUGCACCUCUCAGACCUGGUGGCACGCAUCAGCGGAGAGUCAGAGCCACUAGAUCUCGGUCUUCCUAUAUCCAACCUGGACGGGCUCAGAGUGGUAUUAGAUGUAGCAGACCAUACUCCUGGAAAAGACAAACAGAAAGUCCCUCCUUCUAAGAGCCAUGCCCCACCCUCUACAAGCAGAAACCAAUCAGCACCAGGAGAGGACAGGCCGUCAGGGAAAGCCAGCUCAGCCCAUCCCCAUGGGGAGAACGGCAAGGCUGGGUCCAGCCCUGACACAGGCAGCCAGCCUUUACCCAACCACUCUGUCUCUCUCCAUAAGGCUCCGGAAAAGAGAAAGCAGAAAAAGAUUAAUAUAGACGAAGCCGAAGAGUUCUUCGACCUCAUAUCCAAAGCUCAGAGCAACCGAGCAGACGACCAGCGAGGUCUGCUAAACAAGAGCGACCUGCAGCUCCCAGAAUUCCUGCGUCUGUUGCCGGUGGCAACCAACCAGGCUGUUCCCUCUCCCUACGACCCCGAGCCCACUUGCUCCACGCCUACCUCCCGCAACCCCAACAACGGCAGCUUCCCUAGUAGCGGUCGCCGGGGCAACAAGGAGAACAACAACAACGACCGAGGAGGGAGCUACUGCCAUGCGCUCACCGCGAGCCACCAGACGCAGAGCUUAGACUCUUCGCUGGGCUGCGGGGGAGGAGGGGGCAGGAAAGUCAGGCCACCUCCCCCGUUCCCUGGCGCCCUCUCCCCCAUCUACCCAUCCCAGGAUUCUGUCAAGGGAGAUUCGGUCCAGAUGCUGGAAGAGGACACCCUGCCUGAUCUGACUCUGGUGGGAGAGGGAGACAUUAACAGCCCCAGCCUCACCUACCUAACUCCCUCAUCCCUGCCGUCCAAACCCCAACCCCAACAGCAAGCACAGGACAGUUGGCCCAGCUCAGGUACUUCCCCCAUGUGAACUUUUCCACCUUUGAUCUUCUGAACUUUCACCUCCUUCCUUCACAUGGCUGCGAGUGGGACUGGAAACCCGCUAAACUGAUCUAGAUUCACUUUGCCCUUUAUUCAGGUCAAACAUUGAGAACGUACGAACGGUCUUUGCAUCCAUGUGGCUACCACCAGAAUACAUCCUCCUCUCCUCCCUUCAUUUAAAGUAAAUCGCUUUCUGCAGGCUACAUGAAGUUGAUAAAUUUGAAUCCCAAACAGGCUCUAUUAUCAAACAAUAAAAUAACUGAUGUAAAUAAUGGAGCAAAGACAUUUUGAAAUGUAACAUAAUUGUGUUUCAAGCUGUGUUUUCCUGUAGGAAUCUGUGUCAGUUUGGUGAAAUAGUGGAUAUAGUGAGUUGAGAUUAAACUCUGUGGUGUAUGCACUAAUUUAUCCUCUGUACAAUUAAUAGCUGGAAUUGUAGUUAACAGAUGACAACACAUUUAACGUGGCUGAUAGAUCAAAUACAGGCCAACCAUAUCGUUCCUCUUAAUGUUUGGUCAUGUAGCUGUUAUGACAUGAAGAGAGGAGAAAAGGAUGCAUUUAAAUGAAGCUUGAACAGAAUUUGUGUGUGCUUCUCCUCCCUGGAGUUUUCCUGUGUGGUCUGUAUCUGUGUGAAGUGUUUGAGUGGACUUGCUGUGGACUUCCCUGGAAACUUGAGCUCAAGCAUAAGCUCAGGAUGAGACCGACAAUUGGCGAUGACCCAGUGCCAAACUUCCUCCUCCAUCCUUAGUGUACAGACUCUAACAAUGCACUUUAGCCCAUUACAAAAAAGACUUUGCCCAUAAACCUUGCUUUUUGUCUUUUUCGUUUUUCUUUUCUUUUUAAUUUGUGUUAUACUUGGAACUAAAGCCUGUUCACGCCACAGGAGGUUGAGUCAUCAGAGAUUCGGACAAGAAAUGAAUCGCUGAUACUCGUGAACAAUCACUAACUAUACCAAAUCUGACAUGGUAUGGAAUCGUAUCUUGGGUAGAACUCAAAGCUACAUUAGCGCACUUUUAAAAUGGACCCUGCUUAGGGAAGGAAGUGUUAUUUUAAACUUGUUGCAUGUUUUUUUCCCUCCAAGUUGGAGCACACUGCAGCGCUGACACCGGGCUUGACCCCACACAUACAGUCAGAGGCUUGCAUCAACUCACUCACAAACACACACACACUCAGCUGCUCUCCAAUCACCUGAGGACAGUACACUCUGUGUUUCCACUGUUCCCUCACCGCAGGCGUUUCUCGUGUCAGUCAUUCAAACAGAAUACAGUGUGUGCACAGACAUGCAAUCUUUAUCUGUCCACACAACCCAGAAAAUUACUGCAGACUGCAAAUCUGUAUUUCUCCAUCUUUCAGCUCCCUCAUCUCAUUCCCUUUUUGUCUAUCCUCCACUUUGCGUAGCGAACAGCAGCAUUUGUCCAAUUUCUUUCUUCUCAAAGAGUACCCAUGACUCCACAUCCAUCAUUUUUCAGUCUCUUUUACACUGCAACGCUGUUACUCACGUUCACGAUGACACUCCUCUCCAGCAAUUCAACAAUGUUUUUAACUGCCUGUCCUUGCAACGUCUCGACCAGAAGAAUCAGACUAACAAGUCAAAAUGUGUCAUUGUUUAAAAGUUUUUACUCUUAUUUUAUCGUGUAAUAUAUUCUCAAGACAUUAAUUUAUCCCACAUCCUUUUGAAAUCCUUCAGUGUAUCGAUGAAAAGUAUUAAUUUGUAUAUAGUCAAGAUUUUGAAAGCAUACCAUAUUACUAUAGUCAUUGUUGAAUUGCAAAGCAGCCAUGGUGUUUCUUCAGUUGUGCCACCAAUAGAAAUGAGUUCUGUUCUGUUCUGUUCUCUCCCAUUAGGAUUGCCUGUACUGUUUGUAAAUAGAUCUAAUAAAUGUUCUAGAGGUUGAAAUCA